This is a messenger RNA of Notolabrus celidotus (New Zealand spotty), 694 nucleotides long. It is a transcript of the gene macrod2, whose product is annotated as mono-ADP ribosylhydrolase 2. Gene Ontology annotation, molecular function: ADP-ribosylglutamate-[protein] hydrolase activity. The record is from RefSeq and is a predicted model, not a curated record. Lineage: Eukaryota; Metazoa; Chordata; Actinopteri; Labriformes; Labridae. Gene Ontology annotation, biological process: DNA damage response; peptidyl-glutamate ADP-deribosylation; purine nucleoside metabolic process. The coding region runs from base 170 to 694 and encodes 174 amino acids. The transcript is spliced from 6 exons. Gene Ontology annotation, cellular component: nucleoplasm.
UUGAGUCUUCUGAGGUCCACAGAAAUCUGACAGCUUCACAGGUGAGACUCCCCGUCCACAGGCUGGUCCACUUUACCUUCAGUUUUUCCUCUCGGAACACCCUCCCACUGUGAGCCUGGGGUUGCCACAGUCAAAAAACAACCAUUCGAAGUCAAACCAUUCCGGCAGCAUGAGCAAAAAGAAAAAGGACUGGAAGACUGAGAAAGAGAGACUGCUCCGUCUGGAUCGAGAGGAGAGACGCAAGGACUACCGACGUCAGGACUUCAUUUCUCUGGACAAGAUCCCGUCCUGGAGAGAGGACAACAAACCCAAUGACAAAGAAGAAGAAGAAGGGCAGGAGCUGACGGGUGGAGGAGGAGGAGGUCUGAGUGAUAAGGUGUCUCUCUACAAAGGGGACAUCACGGUCUUGGAGGUGGAUGCCAUCGUCAAUGCCGCAAACUCCAGUCUUCUGGGAGGAGGAGGAGUCGACGGCUGCAUACACAAAGCGGCAGGGUCCUGUCUGUAUGAUGAGUGCCACUCACUAAAUGGCUGUGAAACCGGCAAAGCCAAGAUCACCUGCGGCUACGAUCUCCCAGCAAGAUCGACCUCUCGCAACAAUUCACCUUCGAUUGCAGAGGAGCUCUCGUUCACGUCGGCGCGCUGGCCUUCAGCUCCGUCUCAGGUCGCCCCCCCCCCCACCCUUCCAGUCACAUGA